Penicillium soppii is the source of this 5313-nucleotide messenger RNA. RefSeq names its product putative Ras GTPase activating protein. NCBI's taxonomy places the organism in Eukaryota, Fungi, Ascomycota, Eurotiomycetes, Eurotiales, Aspergillaceae. The transcript is spliced from 3 exons. Bases 1 to 5313 code for a protein of 1770 amino acids. Gene Ontology annotation, biological process: regulation of GTPase activity; regulation of actin cytoskeleton organization. Gene Ontology annotation, molecular function: GTPase activator activity; protein binding. Gene Ontology annotation, cellular component: cytoplasm. The record is from RefSeq and is a predicted model, not a curated record.
AUGUCAACUCAUUUCCCAUCGCUCAAACGGGCACAGACGGAUUUUCCUGCGCAGUCCACCAGCCCAUUACGACAAGACUCUACAGCGUCCACCAACUCUUCCGCAUAUUCCGUCGCAUCAAGCUCGUUUGCUCCCAGUCGAACCAGUACGGUGUCUUCUAAUGGGUCAAUACACAACAAUCUGGGUCACUUCCGAGGGAAGAGUGAAGCAAGCAGUAUAAACUCAGCAACGACCGUCAAGGACACAAUGGAGCGGGGGAAUAAACCAAAUGCUGGGACGACAUACGACAGCAUUCGCCGAUCGCUGCGCCCGUUACAGCAAGUACCCAACGGUACAUCCCCUGCAUCGAAUGUUGGGGGAUACCGACAUUCGCGAAGCUACACGAUCGAUGACUCCCAGCCGUGGAAGGAUUAUCGACCCAGUACCCCCGAAUCGCGUCUUCAAGAAAAUCAGUCCCCGCGCCGCAGACUAUCGACUUAUGAGCCUCAGAGCCCUCCAUCCAUCUCCCCUCAUCACUGGUCCCCCGUUCCCGGAACAUCGCGUCCAUCGUCCCCACAAAAGACCACGCCCCACAGCCCUCAUCCACCACAGCUGACUACUGCGCUAACAGCGCCAGAACUUGAAACGUUUCAAAAAUCUUCAACUGGUCACCUGAGAACACUCUCGAAGUUUGCACAGUCGGGAGAGACCGAUGAGUUCAAAUUUGGUGCACCGUCAGGUUCUGUGAUUGGUCUACAAGGCCGGCGACGUUUGAAGCGUGCAGAUUCAGUAGCUGGAAGAAAGGGCGCGGUAUCGCCUGAAAAGCCAAAGGUGUCCUCAUGGGCGGCUGGAAAUUGGAUGGACCAACAGCGACAAUUCAUCCAAGCAUACGAGUAUCUGUGCCAUAUCGGAGAAGCCAAACAAUGGAUCGAAGAUGUCAUUCAAAAGCAAAUCCCGCCAAUUGUUCAACUGGAGGAAGGGCUACGAGACGGUGUCACUCUGGCGGAGGUGGUGCAAGCGAUGUAUUCAGGGAAAACCCUUCGCAUUUUCCGAAACCCCAAGUUACAAUAUCGUCACUCAGACAAUAUCGCUUUGUUCUUCAGAUUCCUUGACGAGGUUGAGCUGCCAGAACUUUUCCGAUUCGAACUCAUCGACUUGUACGAAAAGAAAAACCUUCCAAAGGUGAUACACUGUAUUCACGCACUAUCAUGGUUGCUCUUCAAGAACGGCAUGUUGGAUUUCCGUAUGGGUAACUUGGUCGGUCAACUUGAGUUCGAACACCAUGAACUUGAGAAAACCCAAAAAGGAUUGGAUAAAUCUGGUGUCAGCAUGCCUAGCUUCGCAGGUAUGGCCGCGAACUUUGGUGCGGAGCCUGAGCCCGAACCUGAACCUGUCGAGUCCGAAGAAGAUCGGGUCGAUCGGGAGCUGCACGAAAGCGAGAGCGGCAUCUGUGAGUUCCAAUCCCAGAUCAGAGGAGCUAUGCUACGUUUGCAGCUCGGAAACACGAUGAAUGAUCUCUGGAACUUUGAGCCUCUCCUGGUUGAGUUGCAGUCACGCCUGCGCGGAGAUUGGGCACGUCAGAUCAGUCAAUACCGCUUGACCAUGCUCCAAUUUUCUGUCGGGCUACAGGCAAUCAGCAGAGGAUUCCUUGUACGCCGCCGACAACAAGGUGACAAGCAGUCGAGAAAGGCUCAAGAAAAUGACAUUCUGCAAUUCCAGAGCCUUAUUCGGGGCUCCAAGGCACGCGCCCAAACCAAUCGUCUGCAAUCUCACGCGCGAAGAGAAGAAUCUGGCAUUAAGCAGAUCCAAGCGGCUAUAAGGGGUGCAAUGCAACGUAUGAAUGUUGCCGACCAAUAUGAGCAGUACCAGGAAUCAGGAAACGAAGUGACUUCACUCCAAGCUGUGAUUCGCGGUGCCUUGCAGCGCAAACAAAUGGAAGUCCAGACUCACGAAAUCAGCGAAGCUGGAACUUCUAUUCGGUCACUCCAAGCAGCCAUUCGCGGUUCCCUACAACGAACUCGAAUGGGCGCUCAAUCUCAAGAAGUUGAUCAAGCUAGUACCGCCGUCAAGUCAAUCCAAGCAGCUAUUCGCGGUUCUCUACAAAGAAGCCGGAUGAAUUCUCAGGCAAAUGAAGUCAAGCAAAUCGAAACUCCCGUCAAGUCACUUCAAUCGGUCAUUCGAGGAUCAAUCGCCCGCCAGAACUGGUCAGAGAUGAAGGUUUUGCUCAGCAAGCAAGCCUCUCAAAUUACCACGAUUCAAUCAAACAUCCGGGCUCUGAUUGCUAGAGAUCGCCAGACCCAGCUGUUGCACGCGCUGGAAGAAACCGAGGAUGAGUGCACCGUACUGCAAGCCAUUGUGCGAGCUGCCGCUGUGAGGAAGAGCACAUCAGCCAUCUAUGCCGAGCUUGCAGAACAUGUGUCACCAGUGGUCGAUCUCCAAGGAAUUCUGCGUGGACAGGCUAUGAGAAAAUCAUUGGAUGUGCAGAGAACCGCGCUAUUCAACGAAGAGUCUUCUAUCUUGGAUUUGCAAUCCCGAUCCCGUGGUCUCUUGCACAGAAGUCAUCUACUGGCAGAGCGAGCAGAAUUAGAGCAGGAACAGCAUGCAAUCGUUGACCUCCAGGCUCUUGCUCGUGCUGCUGUUUCUCGAAUGAAGGUGGGGGAUAUACUGUCAGCACUCGAGGACCACGAGGAGGAGGCUAUUCAGCUUCAAUCUUUCGCUCGGGCAAUGAUUGCACGACUUGAAGUUGGCGACAUGUUGACCGACCUUGAGGCGGAGGAGGAUGUCAUCACCGACUUUCAGGCAUGCAUUAGAGGAGUCAUAGUCCGCAAUCGCUUUGAAGAAAGACGCCAACAUUAUAAUGAAAAUAUGGAGAAGGUCAUCAAGGCUCAGAGUGUCAUCCGAGGCCGCAUUCAAGGCCAAGCCUACAAGAGCCUAACAAGUGGAAAGAACCCACCUGUUGGAACAGUGAAGGGAUUCGUCCAUCUUCUCAACGACAGUGACUUUGAUUUCGACGAAGAGAUCGAGUUCGAGCGUCUGCGCAAGGUGGUUGUUCAGCAAGUGCGACAGAAUGAGCUUGCUGAGCAAUACAUCAGUCAGCUUGACAUCAAAAUCGCUCUCCUCGUCAAGAACAAGAUUACACUGGACGAAGUUGUCAAGCAUCAAAAGCAUUUCGGUGGCCACAUUGGCAACCUGUUGUCCAACACCGAGAUCUCCUCCAAGGAUCCUUAUGAUCUUAAGGCCCUGAACAAGACCUCAAGGAGAAAGCUGGACCAAUAUCAGGUAUUCUUCUUCCUCCUUCAAACCCAAUCACAGUACCUGGCUCGCUUGUUCCGCCGAUUGCGCGAGGUCAAUACCUCAGACAAAGAAUACGAGAGGAUCAGGCACUUGAUGAUGGGACUCUUCGGAUACUCCCAGAAACGCCGCGAGGAGUAUUACCUCAUCAAGCUCCUGGCACGGUCUGUCAAGGAGGACAUUGAAAGCUUCACAUCCCUUCCUGAGUAUUUGCGCUGCACUUCCUUCUGGAACAAGCUCUUCGCCUCAUAUGCCAAGUCACCACGCGACCGAAAGUUCAUGCGCGAUGUGUUGGGAACUGUUGUGAAGGAGUCCGUGAUUGAAAACCCAGAUCUUGACUUGGAGAGUGAUCCGAUUCAAAUCUACCGUUCUGCGAUCAACAACGAGGAGCUCCAAACCGGCCAACGGAGCCGUCGGCAACCCGAUCUUCCUAGAGAAGAAGCAAUCAGAGACCCUGAAACCAGAGACACAUUCAUUCAACACUUGCAAGAUCUUCGUGACAUUGUUGACCAAUUCUUUUUGGGACUGGAGGACUUUUUGUACCGGAUGCCAUUUGGUAUCAGGUAUCUCGCACAGCAGAUGUAUCAAAAUCUCCUCCAAAAGUUCUCCGGCGAAGAUCAAGGUUUCAUUCUCCAGACUGUUGGCCACUGGGUAUGGAAAAAUUACUUCCAGCCUGCUGUCCUCGAGCCAGAGAAAUAUGGCGUUGUCGACCGGGGCUUGACCCAAGAACAAAAACGCAACCUCGGAGAAAUCGCGAAGGUUCUCGCCCAAAUAGCCUCUGGAAGGCUGUUUGGUGCCGAGAAUGUCUAUCUCCAACCGCUCAACACCUACAUUGCAGAGUCAAUCCAGCGGUUAGGGCGUAUCUGGGGUCAGAUGAUUUCAGUUCAAGAUGCAGAGACCUACUUUGAUAUUGAUGAAUUCAAUGAUCUUUAUGCCAAGGCCAAACCCACACUUUACAUUAAGAUGUCGGACAUCUUCUCCAUUCAUCAACUUGUUGCUUCGGAGAUCAACUACAUGUGUCCCCACCCGGAUGACUUUUUGAAAGAGCUUGUUCGAGAGCUGGGCAAUGUCAAGACCAACGAGAACGAAUUGAUGGGUGUCAGCUCAACCGAGAUCAAUCUUACGCUGAACCCCAAACUGGCCCAGAUGGAAGACCCCGAAGCAGAAGUGAAAACACUGUUCAUGGAGACCAAGCGCUGCAUACUUUACAUUAUUCGUGUUCAGACCGGUGCCAAUUUGAUGGAAGUCAUGCUUAAGCCACCAACGACCGAAGACGAGGAGCGUUGGCAUGAUUUGGUCCGUGAAGAAUUGAAUACCGGCAACACACGCCGAGGUGCCUAUUCCGAAGCCAACAGCUUGAUUGACAUUAGUGCCAUGGGCUAUGCAGAGCUGAAGGGCAUUGCACUUGAAAAUAUCCUUCGACUCGAGCAAAGCGGUAGAAUCAAUCGUCACAACCACUACCAAGACCUGUUGAACGCCAUUGCCAUUGAUAUCCGCACCAAGCACCGUCGGAGAAUCCAACGCGAACGGGAACUGGAAGGUGCUCGAUUGACCUCCCAGCGUCUCAGCGAUCAGGCUGUUUACCUUGAUCAACAGCUCAAGACGUACAAUGACUACAUUGAGCAGGCUAUGAUCACGUUGCAAAACAAGAAGGGAAAGAAGCGAUUCCUGAUGCCUUUCACCAAGCAAUGGGAUCACCAGCGUGAGCUUCACAAAUCGGGGAAGAUAUUCAAAUUUGGAUCCUUUAAAUACUCCGCACGCACGAUGGCCGAUCGAGGCGUUCUUGUUGCCUGGAAGGGCUACGCCGAGCGGCAAUGGGAUCGGGUCGACUUGACCAUCUCCAGUAAUGAAGUCGGUGUCUUCACCAUCGACGGAAGUACCGGAAACAUGAUGAUUCCCGGCGCUAAUGCACAGGUACCGCUGGACGACUUGCUGCAGGCUCAGUUCAACAACACACAAUUCAUGGACUUCUUUGACGGACAGAUGCGGGUCAACGUGAAUCUCUUUUUACACUUGAUCAUGAAGAAGUUCUAUAAUGAGUGA